CCACAAUCAGUGUACCCUGGGCAAUGUGUUGUGGUUCAGUUUCGAUCAAGAUCUCUUCUAGGGUGGUAGUGCUGACCGUCGCUCGCUGUCCGUGGGAAAAAGAUGCUAACAUAUCCUAUUAUACGACUGGUAUUGGGAGCACUGCUUCUUGGCUCCAGCAUCAUCCUGGCCGAAGGUAGGCGUCUCGUUUGCUACUUCACCAACUGGUCACCAGACAGGGCGGGAGAGUAUUCCUACCAGAUAAGCGACAUACCGGUUGAGCUGUGCACUCACGUUACGUACGCAUUCGUCGCCGUCGAUGAGAACAGCUUCCAGAUCAAGUCAGCGAACGUAAAGUUCGACAUUCUGCAGGAUGGUUUCACGAAAUUUAGUGAGCUGAAAACAACGCAUCCCGAUCUGAAACUAUCGGUGGCCGUAGGUGGUUGGGGUAACGGUGGUGAUGCAUUCCAUAAAAUGGUAUCCUCGUUGGAUGCAAGGCAAACCUUUAUCGCUAGUGCGAUACAGUUCAUGCAGCGGCACAGCUUCGAUGGCAUCGAAAUAGUUUGGCUGUGGCCUGGAAGCCCCGAUCGUGGAGGCACCGAAAGCGAUAAAGAUAAUUUCUAUCUGCUUGUCGAUGAGAUGAAACGCGCUUUCGAGAACGCCGACCGCAGCCACUGGGAAGUUGUCAUUCAAGUUCCACUGGAUCGCUGGAGAAUUCAGCAGGGCUAUCAUCAAACCAGACUCUGCCAAGCGGCUGAUUUUAUUUAUAUUGCCGGAUACGACCUGCGAGGAGCGUGGAAUGGAUUUACGGACGUUCACAGCCCCCUAAACAAUCGGCCGCAUGAUACGGAUAGCUUAAGAGAUCUGACUGUUAAAGGAGGUGUACAGAAUUGGAUUAACAGUGGCUGCCCUGCCAGUAAGUUGGUCCUCGGUGUUGCUUUGUUCGGCAGGACGCACACAUUAUCGGACAGCACCGUAUACGGUCUGGCUGCUCCGUCGAGCGGCCCCGGAUCGCCCGGACCGUACACGGCCGACGGUGGGUACAGAGGUUACUUUGAAAUUUGUGCUGACAUGAAAGAAUCACGCUGGACCCUUGAGUGGGACUCGCUGGGCAUGUGUCCGUACGCGCACAAAGGAGACCAGUGGGUUGGAUACGAGAAUGCGUAUUCGCUAGAAGAAAAGGUGAUCUAUGUGCAGACUCAAAAGCUAGCAGGUAUAUAUGCAUUUUCGUUGGAUUUGGACGAUUAUCGGGGUAAAUGUGGUAACACCCAUUCGCUCAUGAGAGCUCUUUGGAAUGCAUACAAACCAACGAGACAACAAAAUUCGGAGGAUCAGUUCUCCUUCGCUAUUUUCCGUGGUAGAAAUUCCGUGUUUGCGGUUCAUUUCGCAGUGACCGAACAACGGCUCGUUUGCCAUUACACAACCUGGUCGCGUGAUCGACCGGAUGAUGGUGCUUUCCAGAUUGACGAUAUUCCCGGUCAGCUAUGCUCGCACAUGGUGUACAACUUUCUGGGAGUCAACGAAACAUCGUACGAAUUGGAGUUGCUUCAGCCGGAAUACGACAUCGGCGAGCGUGCCCUAGAGCGGUUCAAAGCGUUGAAAGAUCGUUUUCCUCAUCUGAAGCUGAUCGUCGCCGUCGGUGGAUGGGCCCAUGGUGGUGCCAGGUUCAGCGAGAUGGCUAAAUUUCGCGCCAGACGCAACCAGUUCAUUGGCAGUGUCGCAAAGUUCCUGCAUCAGUAUCGCUUCGAUGGCAUUGAGCUAGUGUGGUUGUACCCGGGCAACUACGACCGUGGUGGCACGGUUGAGGAUAAGGACACCUUUCUAUACCUGGUCACCGAGAUGAGUAAGGUUUUCAAGGAGGAAAAGAAAGAGUGGGAAGUGAUCAUUCAGGUGCCAUUGGAUAUUUCGCGCAUGGCCGCUGGCUACCAUCAGGAGGAGCUGUGCCGUGAAGCAGACUUUAUACAUAUGAUUGGCUAUGAUAUGCGUGGUUGGUGGAACAAUUUCGCCGAUGUCCACAGUCCCCUGGCAGCUCGACCGAAUGAUCUGGCUUUUGAGAGCUUCGAAAAAGUGAACGUUGGUGAUGGGGUCGAAGAUUGGCUGACCAAAGGAUGCCCUCCGCAGAAGGUUGUGCUUGGUGUGGCGCUUUUCGGACGAACAUACCUGCUGGAUGAUCCGCUGGAUAAUGCCAUCGGUGCCGUUACAGUUGGGGCCGGUGAUGCGGGGCCGUACAGCAAUGAGCCAGGUUAUCUGGGGUACUGCGAGUUUUGUCAAAACAUAACGAGCCCGGAGUGGACUAAACGCUGGGACGAUGUGGGCCUUUGCCCGUAUGCAUUUUCGGAAACUACCUGGAUUGGAUAUGAGGACGAGCGCUCCCUGCAGGAAAAGAUGAUUUUCGCUAAACGGAAGGGUCUAGGCGGAUUGUACGCGUUCUCAUUGGACUUAGAUGACUAUAGAGGACAUUGUGGUGAAGCUUUUCCACUCACCAGAUAUCUAUCGCAGUACCAUGAAGAGACAAAAGUCAGCCAGUGGUAUGUAUUUCCAUGAGUAGUACCCUGCAACAAUAGAAGUAAUUAAAAUAAAAAACGAUCAAGUGAACUUUAUUAAGUGCUGUGUUAGAUUCAUUCAUUAAAAUCCUUCGGAGUUAUUUAAAACUCAAUUUUUUUUCUUUUCUUCAUUUUUUACC
This is a messenger RNA of Anopheles aquasalis, 2662 nucleotides long. RefSeq names its product probable chitinase 10. Lineage: Eukaryota; Metazoa; Arthropoda; Insecta; Diptera; Culicidae. Gene Ontology annotation, biological process: chitin catabolic process; carbohydrate metabolic process. Gene Ontology annotation, molecular function: chitin binding; chitinase activity. The record is from RefSeq and is a predicted model, not a curated record. Gene Ontology annotation, cellular component: extracellular region.